Messenger RNA from Glarea lozoyensis ATCC 20868, 1359 nucleotides. RefSeq names its product Acyl-CoA dehydrogenase NM. Bases 1 to 1359 code for a protein of 452 amino acids. Gene Ontology annotation, molecular function: flavin adenine dinucleotide binding; 3-methylbutanoyl-CoA dehydrogenase activity. NCBI's taxonomy places the organism in Eukaryota, Fungi, Ascomycota, Leotiomycetes, Helotiales, Helotiaceae. The transcript is spliced from 4 exons. The record is from RefSeq and is a predicted model, not a curated record. Gene Ontology annotation, biological process: L-leucine catabolic process.
AUGGCGCCCUCACUCACCACCACAACCACCUCCUCCCCUCCCACCUCCCUCCCAACCAAACAAGCUCCCCCUCCCACCUCCAAACCCCGCGAGAAAACCGACCCAAGCAUCUACGACAUCCACCACCAGAAAUUCACCUCCGACGAUCUCCCCCAAGAUUCCUCCGCCUGGCUCCAGCGCGCACGCGCCGUAUCCGAGAUCCUAUCCGCCGACGCAGCGGCGAGAGAUAUCGCCAACUUCUCACCCGUUGCUGAAGUUGCGCUGUUGAAAAGCUCUGGACUUUUGAAAGUCCUAGGACCGGCUGAAUACGGCGGCGGCGGCCAGAACUGGGAGAUCGGGUAUCAAGUAAUCCGCGAAGUGGCGAAGGGUGAUGGGAGUAUAGGCAUGUUACUCGGGUAUCAUCUGUUAUGGAGUACGACUGCGAAUGUAGUUGGUACGGAUGAGCAGAAAGCGCGAUUUCAGAAACUGAUUAUUGAGGGGAACUUUUUCGUUGGUGGAGCUGUGAAUCCUCGCGAUAAUGAUUUGAAGAUUAGUGAUCAUGGGGAUUAUGUUGUGUUUGACGGGUUCAAGCAUUUUAAUACUGGGGGUGUGGUUUCGGAUUUGACGGUUCUGGAGGGCGUAUUGGAGGGGACGGAGGAUCAUAUUUUUGCGAUUGUGAGGACGGCGCAGGAGGGGAUUGAGUUUGCUCAUAAUUGGGAUAACGUAGGUCUUCGCCUCACAGAAUCCGGAAGCGUGAAGAUUGGGCAGAUCAAAGUCCCCUGGGAGGAUGCUUUGGGCUGGGAUGUCAAGACCAAGAAACCUGAUCCGAAAGUCCUUUCAAUCCCCUUUGCAACGCUCCUGCUGCCUACCAUCCAGUUGGUAUUUUCCAAUUUUUACCUAGGGAUAGCCCUCGGCUCCUUGGAUUUCGCAACAAAAUACACCAAAAGCUCAACCCGCGCCUGGCCCUACGGCGGCGACAACAAGAACUCCGCAACGGAAGAAUUCUACAUCCUCGAGCGCUACGGGAAUUUCUACGCGCACCUCCAAGCCGCUGUAGCACUCACCGACCGCGCUGGGUCUGCAAUCGCAAACGUGUAUACUACACACGGCGAGAAGCGCGAGAUUUCAGCGCGCGAGAGAGGAGAGGUUGCAGAGGUUGUAGCGAGCGCGAAAAUCGUGACGACGGAUACGGCGUUGAGAGUUACGGCGGGCGUGUUUGAGGUGACUGGGGCGAGGGCGACGGGGAGGAAGGUUGGACUGGAUCGGUUUUGGAGGGAUGUUAGGACGCAUAGUUUGCAUGAUCCUGUUGCUUAUAAGAAUCGGGAGGUUGGAGAGUAUGCUUUGCUUGAUAAGAUUCCGGAGCCUACUUGGUAUACCUAG